UUAAUUUGGCCAACCAUUGGGGAUUUUUUUUCCUAUGGAUAAAUGAAGUCCCAUCUUUCCCUGUCUUAAACCCUAAACGUAAGAGACAUUGAUGCUCUUUGAGAAACCCUAGCCUCCUUUUCUGCAACGUCAAUUAAGCUGCGAAAAAUGACUGGAGAAGCAGUGAACCCAAAGGCAUACCCACUGGCUGAUUCUCACCUCACCAUUACAAUUCUGGACCUGGUUCAGCAAGCAGCCAACUACAAGCAGCUGAAAAAGGGCGCUAAUGAAGCCACCAAGACCCUCAACAGGGGUAUCUCCGAGUUCAUUGUCAUGGCUGCUGAUACCGAGCCUCUCGAGAUUCUUCUUCAUCUUCCCCUUCUUGCGGAAGAUAAGAAUGUGCCGUAUGUUUUCAUCCCAUCAAAACAGGCUCUUGGGCGAGCAUGUGGUGUCACGAGACCCGUCAUUGCUUGCUCUGUGACAUCAAAUGAGGCAAGCCAAUUGAAAACACAAAUUCAACAGCUCAAGGAUGCCAUCGAAAAGCUCUUAAUAUAGAUUAUUACGGAAUGCAUAUCGGGUGGGUUGGGCCUCUUUGAAAGUGGUUACUCCUUUAGAAGCGUUGCUUUAUAUCUUAAACCCUGUUGUAUUUUCAAGUUUUGCAUCGUGAGGAAAACUUUUGGCAUUAUUAAUACUAAACACCAAAUUCAGGAUUAAUGAAGCUUUUAUUCGUAUGUA
Messenger RNA from Mangifera indica (mango), 714 nucleotides. RefSeq names its product 13 kDa ribonucleoprotein-associated protein-like. Gene Ontology annotation, molecular function: RNA binding. Gene Ontology annotation, cellular component: small-subunit processome; U4/U6 x U5 tri-snRNP complex; precatalytic spliceosome. Gene Ontology annotation, biological process: ribosome biogenesis; mRNA splicing, via spliceosome; maturation of SSU-rRNA. The transcript has 4 exons. The coding region runs from base 148 to 534 and encodes 128 amino acids. The record is from RefSeq and is a predicted model, not a curated record. Lineage: Eukaryota; Viridiplantae; Streptophyta; Magnoliopsida; Sapindales; Anacardiaceae.